GUUUCGGCAUUCGCGUUGAAAGGUUGUGCGGAAAAAUCGCGAGGGUGAAUUGAUAAGUCAAGGCUAAGCAAACGGCAAGUGAUACUCGUGCGUGCGGCAGAGAGGCAGGCGCGCUGACGAGGCGUAGGCGGCGGUCGGUAAAAUAAAAUGCAAAGCCUUGCCGAUUACAUUUGUGCAGCCAGCGAAAGGGAUGCGGAAAGCCGAUAGCAAAGUGUAGUGCGAAUUUCAUAACAUUGAAAUUGUGUGAAGAAAAAAAAAUGAGAUUACGAAUGAAUAACAAACGAUAGAAAUGCUGCAUGAGAAAUGAAUGCAUGCUGCAGAAAAGUGAAAGUGUGAUAUAAGCAAAAUGGACAAAGAAGUUACGCGUUGAAUGGUGAUAAAGUGGCCAUAUUGUGCGGUGCUUGGCAAACAGAUAGAAGAAGCUCGAUGCUAACAAUAAAAGUGGCUGUAUUUAAAUUAGAAGAGGAAAAUUAACUAAGCAAAUAAUUAUGGCAAUUAUAAAAUAAAUUUGGGAGUAAUGUAAUUUUAAUUUAAGCUAAAAUUUUUUCAAUGCAAAAAUGUGCAAUAUGCUUAAACUAUUUUAAUAAUUUUGAGAAGAGUGCAAUUAAUAAGAUUUAAAACAUAAAAUUUAUUCAAGUUAAUACGAUUUAAGAAGUAGUGGCACCAAAAAUAGUUAAAUUUAUAAAAUUGGUGAUAAUAAAAAUUUAAAAAAAAAAGUUUGCAGUGAAGUUAUAGAUAGAAAAUCGACUAGUAAGUUACGUGCAAAACAAAUACUUCAAUUAUAUAAAAAGUAAAAAUGACAUAAAGUGAAAUUAAGAUAAAAAUUGUAAACAAAUUUUAGUGAACUUAAUUUUAGUGAAUAAAUGAAAAAUAUAUAAAAAAAAUUUAUAAAAAAAAUUAUGUAAAAAAUAUUUAAAAAAAAUUAUGUAAAAAAAUUUUUUUUAAAUAUUACCCAGUGUAAAAUUUUACUAGUAAUUUCAAAAACUACCGUUUAACAGUUCAAUGAUUGUGAAAAGCAUCAAGCGAUUAUGCAACUUUAAGAGCUAUACAAAUGCGCUACCGAAAUAAUUUGCCGGUUUUUGCACACCACGCACACCUGCAAACACACAACUAUACAAAUAUAUAUGUAUGUAUGUAUGCAAUACUUGAGUCCACUGCACGCCAACCAAACCCCCAAUUUUGCAUAUCUUAAUUGAAUCAAGUACGAGCAUAACAUGUCUGAUUAUCUACAAAUUUACAAUGUGCCACAAUGGCAUGAGCCUGCGUGCAUACGCUUCAACGCAUAUCACACCAUCUACGAGCGGCAACACACACACACACACACACAUACUUGCUUACACACACCCACAUAAAUGACGUGCUUUCGCGCUUCAAGGCCUCCUACUAUAUGGCGCUUUCGCGUUUAUCUUAAAUCGGUGUAAGUGUUUUAUGUUCGCGUUAAUCGCUCCAUCGGUGCACGCAAUGCUGCAACAACAACAGUGAAUGUGAAAAGCAACAACAGCUUUUUACAAAAAAGUGCAAUAAGCAAGUGAUGCGCGCUCAUGCAUACCGGUAAUGCUACCGAGUUCACCCCUGCCAAUAUUUUGUAGUGAAAAUCAUUUGAGUUUUUUGUGUGUUUAUAUGUGUGUGUAAGGGUAACCACCACUUGCAAAGAUGGCUCCGUUUGCCGCUACUUAUUAGUGCAUAGCGGGAGAAUAUAAAUUGUCACUCUUGCUGCGACACAGGAAUUACACAGUGGAUUUACGCAUGCGGAUGCAUUGGUUACCGAUGGAACUCUCCCGCCCAUAGAGCACUUUGCAUACACCUGUCAGGUGAUAAAUUAACCCGUCAAUUACCGCUUAAGUGAAAGUGGCAACAAUAUAAAAUUGCAAUCAACGCAAAGCUCUUUAUUAGCUGCGCAUAAAAGUUAACGGAAUAUAUUUGUCAGCAAUAUGCAAGAGCCAACAACAACAAACGUAUUAGCCAGCAAUCAAUCAGGCUAAGCGAAAACAGAGUGAAGGAGUAAACACACACACAUUUACAUACAUACAUAUGUAUAUGUGUACGCUAUGAAUGUAGCGAAGUAGUCGCCGUAAAGCAGCAAGAAAUUUUCACACCGUCAACUAGCGGAGCGUUAAAAAGCGCAAAGUGUUCGAGCGAAAAUGCCGCACCAUCAUCAUGUCGACUACAACCGGAAGUACUCCGCCCAGGAAACGAUACAGAUUUACACCGAUUGGGCCAACUAUUAUCUCGAGCGUGCCAAAUCCAAAAAGAAAGUCACCGAUUUAUCAGCAGACUGUCGCGAUGGUCUGCUACUUGCGGAAGUCAUUGAAGCGGUGACGUCGUUUAAAGUGCCCGAUUUGGUGAAAAAGCCUAAAAAUCAGCAACAAAUGUAUGACAACGUUAAUUCAUGCCUGAAUGUGUUGCGGACACAGGCGGUUUGUGGCUUGGAUAACAUCACCACCAAUGACAUCUGUGCCGGUCGUUUGAAAGCAGUUUUGGCGCUCUUCUUUGCGCUCAGCCGCUACAAACAACAAUCGAAGCAACUAUCGACGAGCACGACGCCAAAUGCGAAUGUUGUAUUGGGCACAACAAAUACAGCAACUAACAAUACAACCUUGGCUGCGAUAACAAAUAAUACGACACCUACAGGCGCGACGACUGGCGCUAGUAAUCAACAGCUGCAACAAAACCAGCAACAGCAGCAGCAUCUGCAGAACGGCAAUGAAACCAUGUUGAAUAGCCUACGCCCGCCAACGGCUAAAACAACGCACGCCAGCGCAUACCGCCACCGAUGGUAUACCGGCUCAGCCGCUAAUAUGGGACCAACGCUGCCACAGCAAAAGCACUCCAUGCUUGACAAGCUUAAGUUGUUCAAUAAAGAAAACAGCAACAACAAAAUGCAGCUAAUGCUGCCUCGACUAAGAUGCAAGUGCAAUCAAGCGCACCUCCUCAUCUUCGGGUUUCUCCUCGGCGCGUUCCGAACGCUCAGACUCUUCGCUGAGCCCAACGACGGACACAUAUCACAGAUCAAGCCGCCAGCGGUCAGUGUAACAUCUGGCAAGAGCAAAAUCAAUACCAAACUCAAACUGAUAGCGGCACAGCUAAAGAAAGAGCAGACGAAAGUCAGCAAGCUGGACAAGAAGGAGAAGAGUCCAGCGCGCUCAAAUAAAGAGGACUUCAGUGGUGAGAGCCGCAACUCUACAAUGGGACGCAAGAACUCAUUGCCGCGCGUUACCGAAAAGAAUUCGCUGAAAUCUUCUUAAGGCUCACUUAAUUCCAAGUCCGACUCGAAGUCGUUGAUAGUGCCCACGAAGGGACUCUGCAGCCCCAAUGGCACUGGUUUACCCAAACCAAUUGCUGAUAAAGGCACAAGUAAGUUGCCGCAAUCACCUUUGGGUGGUGUUGGUGCAGCGGCGAUAUCGUGUCGUGGCAUGAGCAACUCAAAUUCGCAGCAGGAGAUGAUGAAGCGUGAAAGGAGUGACAUAUCAAGCAUGCAUGCAAACAUAUCUAGUGAGAGCGCUAAAUCGAAAGAAUUAACGCAACAGCAACAACAACAUCAACAGCAGCAACAUCAACCACACGUGAAACCGGUGCCGAUACUACAACCGGGCAGCAAGCCACAUAUACGCAACGCCACAAACAUAUCACAGCAGCAGCAACAACACCAACUACAACAACAACGCCAGCAGCAAUAUCAACAGCAACAGCAAGCUUAUUACAAGCAACAACAAGAACAUGCCACAUUGAAUAACAGUCGUUUGCCGCCGCCAAAUCCGCCCUCACCUACCGGCAACGCGCCAACUGCGCGCAAACUUGAAUAUAACGCCGGUCCUGGUAUACUCGCGUCACCACAGCGCUCGCCACUACGCGGUCACGCGCAUCCUGACUCGCCAUCCGCGCAUCAACACCAUCACGCGCACUCGCACUCCAAGUUCCACACAAUACCCUCCAGAAGAACAAUCUAUGAGGAGAAGAAACCGACGAGCCUGCUGCCGAUGCCGCCGUUACUGCGUGGCUACAAUUCGCAUGUGACACUGCCGACCGCGUGUACGCGGCGUGGCAAUCGCAAUUAUGUGGCCGAUUUCAUUGAAGCGGAAAUAAGUCAAGGUUACUGCAGCGAUGGCGAUUCAUUGAGAGUGAGCGCCUCAGCGCGCUUAGCGCAACGCGCCGCAACAGCGAGACGCUAUCACGACAUAGAAGGUUAUUUGUCGGAAGGCAGUGGCAGUGUCGGUCAUCAUGGCAUGCUAAUGGGUGGCGGUAUGAGCUCGGCGGCGCAUACCAAACAUUUCUUGAGCAUGAUGCGUGCGAGGACACAACUGCCGACGACCAUCGAAGAACGCAUACGCAACAGCCGUGGCAGUCUCGACAGCAUCGGCACCGCACCUCCUUCGUCGGCUGCCUCACAGGCCAGCUCAAGCGGUGGCUCGAACCCUAAAAUGGAUAGCAAUAGCGGUAGUGGUGGCGGUGUCGGCGGUGGCGGUGGUGGUUCUGGUAACACCAGCGCCAAUGCAAGCCCACAACAUCACACACAUGCUCAACAUGCGCAACACAUGCAACACCAUUCCGCCGGUAUGGUGGGCGUACAUCGCUCGAACUCACGAAGUGGGCGUGAUAACUGGACGAAAAUGCCAGAACCAAUGAAUGGACACAAUAAAGGUGAAAAAUCUGAGAAGUCAUCGCCAUCAAGGCGCAGCAUGGGCGGUGGCAGUGGUAGCUCUUCCAAACAAGGUUCACCAUCGAGUCGCACUAAGGGUGUACCGCCCAGUUUUGGCUAUGUAAAGCGUACCAAUGGGAGUGUCACAGCAACGGCGGAGCAACAGAACAUCGCAAUGAUGGGCGCAGCCUUGAUGAACGCUGGCGGUGGUCAGCCAAAUAGCGGUGGUGGUGGUGGCUCGCCGGGUGGCAUGUGUGGCGGCGUUGGACGUACAGCACAUGUUUCAGCAGUGCCGCGCACCGCCACAGGUGCGGGGGGACGCAAGGUUUCCGGUGGAACUCAGACGUUGCCCAACGAUAUGACAAAACUUCCUCCCAACACGCAACAUCGCAGUUUUUCUUUAACUGGACCCGGCGCAACACAGCUCAGUCAAUCAAUACGUGAACGCCUCGCUACUGGAUCGCACAGUUUACCCAAACCGGGCACGGACCUACAUCUAUUUCAACACAGAAUAUCAAAUCGUCCUGGCAAAAUGAUCGAUGGCUCACUCUCGGACACGCAAACCUACGCCGAAGUCAAGCCCGAGUACAGCACAUACGCCAUGUGGCUGAAGCACAGCAACACUGCGGGCAGUCGCCUAUCCGAGGGCGAUUCGCUGGAGAAUAUGCAAAUCGGUUCGCCGGCAAUGACACGCCACAGCCAUAAAAUGUUGCAACAUCGUAAUGCUGCCGCAGCCGUUGCAGCAGCGGCGGCAGCUGCAGCAGCGCAGGGCAGUGGCAUGCAGCAAGCGGGCGGUGCUGGUGUUGCGGCGGCAACCGGUGCGGGCAAUGAGUCGCCAUAUGUGCAAAGCCCACGACUAAAUCGUAGCAACAGCAUUAGCUACUUGAAAGAACGGACAUAUCCAAGAUCCACCAAAUCGGAAAAAAUGUACCCUUCGAUGUUGAGUCGCGGCCCCGAUGUCGAAAUCGAACCCUACUACUGCCUGCCUGUGGGCACAAUAACCGCACAAAAUGGCUCGUUGGCAGCUCAAAUGGCCGCUGCUGCAGCGGCGGCAAUGUCACAGGUGACUGGACAGCCAACAGCGGGUGCUAGUGGCACCUCCGUCGCCUGGAGUCAACCGACUUCGCCCACACCCAUUAGUCGCGGUUUCGGUGGUACGCUCUCACCGACACAUCCAGCCGGCAUGUCUGGCAUGGUUGGCCUGGUGGGUGCAACGGGCAGCGCCAACGCCAGUGUGGCAGGUCAUCGUCUCACAUAUCCCAAGAAGAAUGAUGAGGUGCAUGGCAGCGCCGCAUCAUUGCUCUCCGGUGGCAGUUCGUUAUACGGUUCAGCUGAGGAGCGUCAAGCCAACGAGAUACGUCGUUUGAAGCGUGAAUUAUUGGAUGCGCGUGAACAGGUGCUGAGCUUGAGCAGUCAACUGUCAACAAAUGCUCAUGUGGUCGCCGCCUUCGAGCAGUCACUCUCUAAUAUGACGUCACGCCUGCAGCAUCUGACCGCGACGGCCGAGCGCAAGGAUGGCGAGCUAACCGACAUGCGGCAAACAAUCGAACUGCUGCGCAAGCAGUCGAUUCAAGCUGGUCUUACUUCGGCACAUAUGCAAAGUAUGGGCGUGCAGACACAACAUGAACAACAGCAGCAGCAACUCGGCCGUACCGCCAUCACCCAACAGCCGAUGUCGAAUCAAAACGGCGCUACUAAUGGCACAGCCUCAUCGACGCCAUCAUCUACUGCAACCGGUGUUAUGCAACGCCACCACAGCUCCGAUUCCAUGUGCUCUUUGAACUCCAUCAGUUCCGGCUGUUCGGCGCAGGAUAAGAAGCAGAAGAAAAAGGGUUGGUUGCGUAGCUCAUUCACCAAAGCGUUCUCACGCAAUGCCAAAAUAUCAAAGACUAGUCGGCAUGCCGGUCAUCAUCAUGUCGGCAUAGCUGGCAGCACUGCCAAUAAUGUUGGUGGUCAAGUAAUGCAUGGCUUACAUUGCGACAACAGCACAGUUUACAAUAAAGUUAAUGGCCAUAGCCACGCCGACGCCGUUGUAGGUUUGGCCGCUUUGGCAACACAACCUGCGCCGCCGCUGCCUGCAGCCAAUGCGUCGCCGACGAAAGGUAGUCCGGCAAAGACUGUAACAUUAAUAGAUAAUGCGAAACCGAUCGACGCAAUCGACCACGAAGAUCAUCAGGUCGUGGAAGAGCUCAAGAAGCAAUUACGUGAGAAGGACUUAGUGCUGACCGAUAUUCGUUUGGAGGCGCUCAGUUCAGCGUCACAAUUAGAGAAUCUUAAGGAUACCGUAAAUAAAAUGCGCGCCGAGAUGAUGUCGCUGAAACAAAAUAAUGAACGUUUGCAAAAACUAGUAACUAGCCGUUCAUUGGCGGGUUCAGAGGCUUCGUUAGGUAAUGCUAUUAGUCCAAGCGGUUCUAUUGGCGAGUCACGACGUUACUCGUUAGCCGAUGGCAAUGCGCGGCCACCAAUGGAGUUGCCAAAGCGUUUGGAAGAGGAAGUUGAGGAGGAGAACAUACCGCCGGCACCAGCACCUGAACCACCACCGCCGCCACUAAGUCCCUCUACACAUAUCGAUCUUACACCACCGCCACCUGCACUCGACACUAUGCCCAGCCCAACGCAUAUUGCAUCCGCUGCGGUUGAGGAGCUGCCCGAUGUCACUGAUGGCAAAAAGAUCGCAAUCGCUUGUUAUCUGGGACAGCCAGAGUCAUUUGUUAAGUACUGCGAAGAGAUGCUUGAGGCAGAUGAAUUUUAUGCGAAUGGCGUCGAUGCGGAUGGCAUCAAUGAGCGUAAGUCCUUUCCCACAGCCAGUUUAAAUGAAUUUGUCGUCGCCUAUACGUACAUCUCGGGUAAGACUACCUGGCAGAAUUUAGACUAUAUUGUGCGCAAGACUUUCAAGGACUACGUGUCACGCAUUGAUCCCGGCACCAAUUUGGGUUUAAAUACAGACUCGAUUACAUCCUAUCACUUGGGUGAGGCAAAGCGUGGCCCUGAAAUGGGCUUUCCCGAAUUGCUGCCUUGCGGUUACAUCAUCGGCAAUGUGCGCACACUGUAUAUCUGUCUGCAAGGUGUGGGUAGUCUCGCCUUCGAUAGCUUGAUACCGCGUAGCAUUGUGCAUCGCUACAUUAGCUUGCUGACCGAACAUCGACGUUUGAUCCUGUGCGGCCCUAGUGGCACAGGUAAAUCUUAUUUGGCGCGCAGAUUAGCGGAAUUUCUGGUAGCGCGCACCGGACGCGGCAAUCCCUCCGAAGCGAUUGCGACAUUCAAUGUUGAUCAUAAGUCUUCAAAGGAGCUGCGACAAUAUUUAGGCCAUAUAGCCGAACAGGCAGCCAUUGCGAAUGGCGCUUCGGAACUGCCAUCUGUGAUCAUAUUGGAUAAUCUACAUCACGCUUCAGCUUUGGGUGAUGUCUUUUCGUGCUUGCUAAGCGCGGGUCCCGCCGGAAAGUUGCCCUGCAUAAUUGGCACCAUGUCUCAGGCCACAUGCAAUACAACCAAUCUGCAAUUACAUCACAAUUUCCGUUGGGUACUCACUGCCAAUCACAUGGAACCGGUAAAAGGCUUCCUUGGCCGCUUUCUGCGUCGUCGUCUUUUCCAACUUGAACUGCAAACUGGCCAUCCACAGCCUGAACUGGCCACUGUACUGGCUUGGUUGCCCAGCGUUUGGCAGCAUAUAAAUCGCUUCUUGGAAGCGCAUAGCUCCAGUGAUGUAACCAUCGGCCCGCGCCUCUUUCUCGCCUGUCCAUUAGACUUGAAGGACUCACAGGUAUGGUUUACCGAUAUCUGGAACUAUCACUUAUCACCAUAUCUGGUGGAGGCUGUACGCGAAGGCGUACAAUUGUAUGGGCGACGUGGUGGCGCCUGGAAUGAUCCAUCCAUUUUCAUACGCAACUCAUAUCCGUGGCCAUAUGGACCUGAUUCGGUACCACCGCUGCGUCAAAUUAAUGCAGAAGAUGUCGGCCUGGAAGGUGUGGCGGCCAGCAAUGGCGAUAACCCGGAUCCACUGUUGAAUAUGCUCAUGCGUCUACAAGAGGCUGCAAAUUACUCCGAGAACCAAGAGCAGGAGUCGGAUUGCGCGAGCUUAGACUCCAAUGUUACGCCCGAUAGUUCAGCGGGUGCGGAGUAAACGCCAGUGCGUGACUCAUUGAUGUUUCCUGGUAGUGCGGUGAGGAGCGGCAGCGGACUUUGAGUCCAUAGUAAAACUAAUCAAACACUAAAUACCUACUUACCUAACUAUAUACAAACAUUAUACAUACAUAACAUAUUCGUUAAAAAAUCAAACAUUCAUAUGCAUGGCUUUGUAUAUUUGUAAGUAUAUUUAUGUGCGUAUUGGAUAUUUUGUAAGUUAUGAAGUUUAACGCGACUUUUGUUUAGGGAAUGCAACACUGAUUUUAAAUGCAAUUUAGGCAUAUUUAACUAUAUAUAUGUUUUAUAUACAUAUAUGCGUGUGUAAUUUAGUAUAUACCAGUGUAAAAAUCAAAUAAUUGCUAAGCGCUAAACUCAAUUUUAUACAUUUAAAUGUGAACAAGAUAUUUUUAAUUUGAAUUUUACAAAUUAUUAUUAUUUUCAAUUCACUUAAUAUUGGAUUUUGAAAUUUUUUUUAAAUUUUUUCAAUUUAAUAAAUUUUCUAACACUCGAAAAGCGGUACUCAUCAUUCAAAAAACACUCAAUUUUAUUUUAAUUAUUUUCAAAUAUCAAAAAUAUUAUUUAAUCGCAUGCAAAAAAUGUUAAGUAACAAAAAAGAGAGUUGUUGGAAAAAUUAAUACUAGCUGUCUUCGAUUCGCCAAAUGUUACAAUACUCUCCAGCGAAUCGAACAAACUAUACCAGAUGCUCGGACAAACGGACAGCGCUUGUGAUGCAACCCUGCGCUAACAAGUCUUCUGACGCAUGCGCAAUAGUGUUAUGAUUCUUUCUUAGUAGAGAAAUUGUUUUUUUCGCAUUAAAAAACGUCGCUGUAAACUUUUAUUUUUGUUUUCUUUAAUUUAUUAUAAUGGAUUUAGAGUCUUAAGUUUUAAAAAUACAAAAAAAAAUAUAAUUUGUUUUUCAUUUGUCAUUUGAGAAAUUUACAAUAGUAAAACUGAAUUUAAAUAUGCAAAACAAAACUUUAUAGCUUUGAUGAUAGCGGCUAUACCACUUUAACCCUUAUGCUAGUAACCAACUUUACCGACGUCUUUUAGCAACCGGGUACCGGGGUACGAUCUGAGUAUUAUUAUUAUUUUGUUUAUUUUAUUAAUAGUCAGUGACAAUUUAAAGAAUAAAAAAAAAUUUUUUUUAAAUCUUUCCUUUAAGUUAAAAAACGACGAUUUGAGAGCUUAAAAUGAAAUAUUGAAUUUUUUUUAGCUAUUCACACAAAUACACCGCGGUACCCGGUUAGUAACAUAAGGGUUAAUUAGGUAUCCGCAUACUCUCUUGCACGAAUUCAACUCGAUAACUUUAUUAUUGCUUUUACACAUAAUUAUUUCUACAAUUUUCGCGUCUGCAAGUAGAGAAUUGGUGAAUCGCAGACGGCUAUACGUUUUUUUGUUUUUUAUUUAUUUAUUUUCCUUUUUUUUCUUUUUGACUGUACAAAUAAAAUUUCUUGCACUACUUUCGGCACUCAAUCGCACGAUUCAAUGAAAGCAGUUAUCUUUAAGAAAAUUUUAUUUGUCCCGACCCACAGGCAGCGCAUUGUACUGUACAUACAAUGUAUUCAAACCAAAAAACAUCGCUUUUAAAAUUGAUCUGAAAAAUUGCACUUUUAAACGCACUUGUUAAAAAUGCAAAUUAUAAACCAAUAUUAAGCUGCCUAAAUUUAAUUUGAUUAAAAUUUUUGUGUUUUUGUGCUUUUCCAAACUAUUAUUAUGAACAGUUAUUAUUACUUUGGAUAUUGUUGAAACGCACAAUGUUUGAAAAUUAUUUAAAAACUCGUUAAGAAUACAAAAAUUUUUAAUUAAGUUUGAUUUUCUUUUGUGUUUUUAUAAUUAAAAAAAUGUAUUUAAACAAUUUUUUUAUUUUCAUAUGUUUUUUUAUUAUAAUUUUUUUCUAUUUUUAUUUAGUGUUUUAAUUUUUUACUAUUGCUUUAAUUUUUUUUAUCUUUUUAAUAAUUUUAUUUUGUAUUUUUAUAAUUAAAAAAAUGUAUUUAAAUUAUUUUUUAAUUUUUAUGUAUAAAAUUUUUUGUUAUUUUUUUUUUGUAAUAAUUAUUAUUUUUAUUUUAUAUUUAUUGCUUUAAUUUUUUAAAAAUAUUUUUAUUAAAUUAUUUAUAUAAUAUUUAUUAUUUUAUUUAAAUUUUUUGAAUUUAUAAUUUUAUUAUAAUUUUUUUUUUUUUUUUUUGACAAAGAACAUAUUACAACCUACAUGUUUUUUUUAUGUAGUUAUACUUUAUAUUUACUCUUGUUCACAUUUUAUUGUCAAACCUAAUGACUUACCCCAUGAUUUGAAUAUACAUAUGUAUGUAUAUGUAGAUACAUAUGUAAUGCUUUUAACAAGUUAAGCGCAAUAAGCAGUCAUUCCAAAAAAUUUAUCACUGCAUACUAGCAUCUACAGUAGCGUGCAAAAUAGAAUUGUGAAAACAAAUAUAAUACAAAAACAUACAAAAUUGCAAAAACCAAAUCAAAAUUGUAAUACCUACGCAAAUCAGUGAUUUUCAUCAAAUCCUGCGCAUACAUACACAGAUCUAUAUAUAUGAUCCAAAAUAAGACAAUUUAAUGCUAAGAUAAAAACUAGCUAAAAUAUAAAUGUUAUAUGUCUAUUGAUUAUAUUUACAAAAAAAAAAUAUAUGAAAAAAAAAAUAUUUCUAUGCAAACAUAAAUUUACCGCUACAAUAAAGUCAUGCAAACUACAACACAUACCAAACUAACUGUAAUUAAAUAUUUAGUACAUACUAACAAAAUAUUUGUAAAUAGUUAAAAUAGCGCUAAUCUCCACAAAAAGGAAAAACAAAAACAAAAUGAAUAUGAAAAUGAAAAUAACUGUAUACAAAAACCGGACACUCGAGCGCUGCACGAUUUCACUAAGCUAAUUUCGGCAUUAUGAAAAUUGGUGGCGCGAGCAGGCGACCAUAAGAAAUAACGCUAAUGAAUUUGCUGACAAAACAAGCAAAAACAAAACACGAAAGGAAUCCAAAUGAAUGUAAAAGUAAUAACAAAUUAAAUGUAAGUGUAACAAAAAUAGUUGAAAGCUAUGAAUAAAAAUUAAAAAAAAGCAUGUGCUAAUAUUAUUGUAUGUAUGUAUAUUUCAAAUUUAUUGAAUUUGUCACUUUUUAUACCCUACAAACCAUAACUAUACCUAACUAUAAAAUAUGCUACACAUAAAUACGUACAUGAAAAAUAAUAAAAAACUAUAUACAAAUUAUUUUGCGAUGCAUAAUAUUGCUGUGGGGUGUAGUGUCAAGAAGAAGAAGAAGCAUAAAUUAACUAACUUUUGCUACUAACUAAUUAAAGAUAAAGUUAAAUAAACGCGAUAAAACGUUAGUCCCUUUGACUAUUGCUGGCUUGAGAGCAAGUAUAAUAACGGUAGAUAUUUUUAAUUAAAGCAAAUUAUAUAAUUACAAUAAUUAUUAUUGAAAAUAAACAAAAUAAUUAUGCGUAUUGUAUUUAUUUGAAGUUAAAGUAAAUAAAUACCUUAGCUAUGUUAAAAAAAAAAAUGAAAAAUAUGUUUUUAUUUAAUUUCAAAAAUCAAAAAAUAAAAUAAAAUAAAAUCACGAAUUCUUAAUUGCUUAAAGAUAUACGUAAAAUAUUGACUACAAAUUGUUUACAAAGUUUAUAAUAACAAAUAAAAUUAAAACAAAAAAAAAUUAUAAAAUAUAAUAAUUAAACAAAUAAACAACUGAUGUGUAUAGUUCACUUGACAUUUAUGAGAGCAAAUUCGAAUGAUUCGAAGCCGAUCGAAAAUCGAAACAAAGCUGCAUUUCCUAAUUUGUGCAUUUAAGUAUAGAUUUCGUGCCAUUUGUUGAAACAUUUUUGUUCACUAUGACGCAGGGCCAAAUAAACACAAGAUUAUUAAUUCAUUGGCUAAGCAAAGCAGUACAUAUGCAUAUACAUAUGUAUGUACAUAAGUAAGUAAAAAUAUUGCGCUGGAAUCAAUAAAAGAAUGCGGAAACAAAACUCGAGCAAAGCAAACAAUAAUAAAGAGAGUAUUAAAUAUAA
Molecule: messenger RNA, 12754 nt
Organism: Bactrocera oleae (olive fruit fly)
Lineage: Eukaryota; Metazoa; Arthropoda; Insecta; Diptera; Tephritidae
Source: RefSeq, a predicted model, not a curated record